Megachile rotundata (alfalfa leafcutting bee) is the source of this 6577-nucleotide messenger RNA. It is a transcript of the gene obe, whose product is annotated as activating signal cointegrator 1 complex subunit obelus. The record is from RefSeq and is a predicted model, not a curated record. Lineage: Eukaryota; Metazoa; Arthropoda; Insecta; Hymenoptera; Megachilidae. Gene Ontology annotation, molecular function: ATP binding; nucleic acid binding; ATP hydrolysis activity.
AAUAUGUUGCCAAGUUGAUUCGAUUGUUUAACGUCAUAUAUGCACACGUUGUAUGUAUGCGAUAUAGCAUUCUAAAGCAGAGUGCAGGUGACAAGUGUGAAACGUGAUGCAAUAUAUGAUAAGGCGCACAAACUUACUUCAAAAAUGCCAGAAUUACCACGUAUUACAAGAUCAUUGCGAAUGUUUACAAAUCUUGGUCGUAUUAAAAGUACAAUUGAAUUAAAACCAAAUGAUUUAUUUAAAAAGCAAAAGGAACAAAUUAAAUUACAGAGUGAAUUUACCUGGAAUGAUUUAUAUCAAACUGUAUCCAAAGAUGUCCAAUCUUAUCUUAAUGAAUUACGUAAAAUUAUUGAACAGUCGUUUGAGGAGUGUCCUCUUGAGCUGAUCAAUGAAUUUAUAAUGUUUGCUUUAAGUUUAUUGAUUGAUGAAAAUCUAUUAUCUAAAACAAAGUUUGAACUCUUGAAAGAAAAAAAUGCAAAUUUAACAUAUGGAGAUGCUAAUGCCAUAAUGAAGAUAAUUAUCAAAAUUCGUGAACAAAUAAAUGAAAGUACUUUAAUGCUUUUAAAAGGCGAAAAGGAAAAUGUUAAUAACAUUGAAAUAUCGGGAACCGAUUUAUUUGGUAAAAAAUUUGUAUGUAAGUCUCCAAGGGUACUAUGGCCAGACACCGCAAAGCUCCAUAAUAUGUCUUCAAAAAAUAUAAUUCAAGGCACUGACUUUACAAUGAAAUAUGAAAAUGAAAUUUCAAACCCACUCAAAAUGAAAUUUGAUAAAGCAGUAUACAAACAAAAAUUGAAUUCAUGUUACCUGAGGUAUUUUUCAGAUAUGACUUUUGACCAAUUUGAAACAGUUAUACUUAAUAAAUUAAAGAAUUCUAAAAACUUGCAACAUGAGUUAUUUGAAUUUUUAGGCAUUGAACAUAUAGAACUUAUACAAUAUAUUAUACAAAAUCAAAACAGUAUUAAAGCUUUAAAUACUGGUUUAAAAAUAAAGAAUCAAUCUAAUGCAGAUAGCCCGGUAAUUGGUUGUCAAGUAAUUGUACAAUCUGAAAAAGAAAAAGUAUUAAAAAAACAAAUACAAAAAGAGACUAAAAGAAUUAUUAAGAUAUCAAAUAAGCGUGAUGGAAAAGGUAAUUUAGAAGGAAACGGCUUAGAGUCACGUGACUUGCAUUUAAAACAAAGAGAAGCAUUGAUAGAAAUGCACAUGCCUAUAUUGAAAAAAGAUAUUGCUCCAGAUAAACCUAAUUUUCCAAAUGUAUUUGACUCCAAUGUAUCUAGUGGAAAUCCUUGUUCUAUAUCAGGACAAAGAAUAACGUUACCACAAACUGUUCAGAGAAAAGAUACACAACAGUAUGAGGAAUUUCAUAUACCUAUUCCAGAAGCACAACCAAUUGACGUUGACUAUGAUCCUGUUAUGAUAUCUACGUUAGAUGAUAUUGGGCAAAUGGCUUUUAAUGGUAUAAAAUCAUUAAAUCGAGUACAAAGUAUAGUAUUUAAUGCAGCAUAUCAUACCAAUGAGAAUUUAUUAAUUUGUGCACCAACUGGAGCUGGAAAGACAAAUGUUGCUAUGUUAACUGUUGUACAUCAAUUAAAACAACAUAUUGAACAUGGCCAAUUAAUGAAAGAUCAGUUCAAAAUAAUUUAUGUGACACCUAUGAAAGCUUUAGCAGCAGAAAUGACUGCAAAUUUCGGCAAUAGAUUAAAAUCCCUUGGUAUAGCAGUUCGUGAAUUAACCGGAGAUAUGCAAUUAACUAAAUCAGAAAUUCAACAAACACAAAUGAUUGUUACUACGCCAGAAAAAUGGGACGUUCUUACUAGGAAAGGCACCGGAGAUAUUUCUCUCACCAGUAUCGUAAAAUUACUAAUUAUCGAUGAAGUACAUUUAUUACAUGGAGACAGAGGGCCUGUCGUAGAAGCAUUGGUGGCUCGAACUUUAAGACAAGUAGAAUCUUCACAAAAUAUGAUCAGAAUUGUUGGUCUUUCAGCAACUUUACCAAAUUAUGACGACGUUGCAAGAUUUUUAAGAGUGAAUCCUUUUGUGGGACUUUUUUAUUUCGAUCAUCGAUUCCGACCGGUGCCACUUAGUCAAACAUUUAUCGGUGUAAAAGGAGCUUCACCAUUACAACAAACAAAUCAAAUGGAUCGUAUAUGUUACGAUAAAGUUAUAGACAUGGUGCGUAAAGGACAUCAAGUAAUGGUAUUCGUACACGCACGCAAUGCUACUGUUAAAGUGGCAAAUGUAUUAAAAGAUUUAGCGCAGCAAAACAAAACACUCAAUUUGUUUAUACCUGAGGGCCAUGCAAAAUUUGUGAACAAACCUUUUGCUAAAUCGCGUAAUAAACAUUUAACUGAACUGUUUAACAAUGGAUUAUCUAUACACCAUGCUGGUUUAUUACGUUCAGAAAGAAACUUAGUUGAAAAAUAUUUUUCAGAAGGAUUAAUUAAAGUAUUGGUAUGUACAUCAACGUUAGCAUGGGGUGUGAAUUUACCUGCACAUGCAGUUAUUAUAAGAGGAACAGAAAUAUAUGAUUCGAAGCACGGAUCAUUCAUUGAUUUAGAUAUAUUGGAUGUUUUACAAAUUUUUGGUCGAGCCGGUAGACCACAAUUCGAUACAUCUGGACAUGCUAUUAUUAUUACUACUCACAAUAAGUUGUAUCAUUACUUAUCACUAUUAACCAAUCAAAUUCCUAUUGAAAGUAAUUUUAUUAGGUAUUUAGCUGAUAAUCUGAAUGCUGAAAUAGCAUUAGGUACAAUAUCAAAUGUAGAGGAAGCCAUAAAAUGGUUAAGUUAUACUUAUUUAUUUGUUCGCAUGAAACUAAAUUAUAAAGUGUACGGAAUUGCUCAUACAUCAGAAGAUCCAAAUUUGGAAAGAAAACGAAAAGAAUUGAUUGAUGAAGCAGCUAAAGCAUUAGAUAAAGCUAAAAUGAUUCGAUAUAAUAUAAGUACUGGAGAUCUUAGUGCAACAGAACUAGGACGCAUUGCAAGUCACUUUUAUCUUAAAUAUGAUACUGUUGAAAUUUUUAAUGAGUUAAUGAAACCGAUCAUGAACGAAGCAGAAAUACUUGCAAUGAUAUCUCAUGCUCAGGAAUUUGAACAAUUAAAAGUUCGAGAGGAUGAAAUUCAGGAACUAGAAGAUUUAAAGUUAAAAUAUUGUGAACUUAUAGUUUAUUGUAAUGCUGACAACAUGCAGGUAUAUGAUAAAAUAAAUAUUUUAUUGCAAACAUGGUUAUCACAUGGUCUGGUUAAUUCAUUUUCAUUAAUAUCAGACCAAGCAUAUAUUAUACAAAAUGCAGUACGAAUAUGCAGAGCAUUAUUUAAAAUUAUGAUAGAAAAGAAUAGUGCAAUAAUGGCUGGACGAUUAUUAGAUAUGGCAAAAAUGUUUGAAGUGCAACAGUGGAAUUUUAUGACUCCACUAUGUCAAUUCUCUUGUUUACCUUCAGAAAUCAUUGAUAAAAUAAAUACUUUUGAGUUAACACUUGAGAGAUUGAAUGAUAUGAAUGUCAAAGAAAUUGCAGAUAUUUUGCAUAACCAUAAAGUAGCAGCAUUAGUAAAAAAAUGUUGUGAAGAGUUACCUGCAUUAGAAAUGGAAGCAACUGUACAACCCAUUACUCGUACUGUUUUAAGAAUACGUUUGCAAAUAAAUCCACAAUUUCGUUGGAAUGACAAAAUUCAUGGUAAAACUUCAGAAUCCUUUUGGAUAUGGAUAGAAGAUCCGGAUAAUGAUUUUAUUUAUCAUCAUGAAUAUUUCAUUAUGACGAGAAAAAUGGUUUACAAUAAUCUUACGCAAGAACUUGUAAUGACUAUACCAUUGCAUGAACCAUUACCUAGUCAAUACAUAGUAAGAGCAACAAGUGAUCAUUGGUUAAAUUGUGCAAACAUGAUACCUUUAACAUUUCAUGAUCUAAUUUUACCUGAAAUAUACCCGCCAUAUACUGAUUUGUUACAAUUACAACCAUUGCCAGUAAAAGCAUUAAAAGAAAUAUCGUUUGAGCAACUUUAUAAAUUUUCCCACUUCAAUCCAAUACAAACACAAAUUUUUCACUGUUUGUAUCAUACAGAUAACAACGUGCUUUUAGGAGCUCCAACUGGUUCAGGAAAAACAAUUGCUGCAGAAAUUGCUAUGUUAAGAGUAUUCAAACAAUAUCCCACACAGAAGGCCGUUUAUAUUGCACCGUUGAAAGCUUUAGUUAGGGAACGAAUAAAAGACUGGAAAGUUAGAUUGGAGGGAAAGUUGGGCAAAAAAGUAGUAGAAUUAACUGGAGAUGUAACACCAGACAUUAAAGUUAUUUCGAGUGCAAAUGUUAUUGUGACCACACCAGAAAAGUGGGAUGGUAUUAGUAGAAGUUGGCAAACAAGAACUUACGUAAAGAAUGUUGCACUUAUAAUUAUAGAUGAAAUUCAUCUACUAGGAGAAGACCGUGGUCCGGUAUUGGAAGUUAUUAUUUCACGAACAAAUUUUAUUUCAUCCCACACUUUGAAGCCUGUGAGAAUUGUUGGACUCUCGACAGCAUUAGCCAAUGCAGUAGAUCUUGCAAAUUGGCUUGGUAUUAAAGAAAUGGGUUUAUACAAUUUUCGUCCAUCUGUACGGCCUGUACCAUUGGAAAUUCAUAUUAAUGGAUUCCCUGGAAAACAUUAUUGUCCCCGAAUGGCAACGAUGAACAGACCAACUUUCCAAGCAAUCAGGCAACAUGCACCUACCAGUCCAUCUCUGGUGUUUGUGUCAUCACGUAGACAAACAAGAUUAACUGCAUUAAAUUUAAUUGCAUACCUUGCAGCAGAAGAUAACCCUAAACAAUGGUUACAUAUGCCUGAUGAAGAGAUGGACAGCAUCUUAGAUCAGAUAAAGGAUUCAAAUUUAAAACUUACACUUGCUUUUGGAAUUGGACUUCAUCAUGCUGGACUUCAAGAUAAAGAUAGAAAAACUGUUGAAGAAUUAUUUGUUAAUAAUAGAAUUCAGGUAUUAAUUACUACAGCUACUUUAGCAUGGGGUGUAAAUUUCCCUGCACAUUUGGUAGUAAUAAAAGGAACGGAAUAUUAUGAUGGUAAAACGAAACGUUAUGUAGAUAUGCCAAUUACAGAUGUACUACAAAUGAUGGGCCGUGCAGGCAGACCUCAGUUUGAUAAUUCUGGGGUGGCAGUAGUAUUGGUUCACAAUUUAAAGAAAAGUUUUUAUAAAAACUUUCUGCAUGAGCCAUUCCCAGUAGAAUCAAGUUUAUUAGCAGUUUUACCAGAUCAUAUAAAUGCUGAAAUUGUCGCUGGUACAAUUAAAAAUAAACAAGAACUGUUAGAUUAUUUUACAUGGACAUAUUUCUUUAGGAGGUUAUUGAAAAAUCCUCAAUAUUAUAAACUAAAUGAUUUAAACCCCAAUACAAUUAAUCAAUAUUUAUCUUCUUUGGUAAAUAGUACACUAAAAGUAUUAAUGGAUUCACAGUGUACUGACUUUGAUGAGGAAAAUCAAAUGUUAGUUCCUCUCCCAAUGGGUAAAAUAGCAUCAUUUUAUUACUUAUCAUACCAAACUAUGCUUAUGUUUGAACAAUCACUGCAAGAAUCCGUUUCCUUAGAGCAGUGUCUACACAUUUUAAGUGACUCUUAUGAGUAUAAUGAAUUACCAGUCAGACAUAAUGAAGAGUUAUUAAAUGAAGAAUUAAGUAAAAUGUGUCGCUAUUCAGUAAAUAACUAUACGUACGAUUCUCCCUAUACCAAAGCAUUUCUAUUACUGCAAGCACAUUUCUCACGGCUACCUUUACCUUGUGCAGACUAUAUUACAGAUCUGAAAUCAGUACUAGAUCAAGCAAUCAGAAUCAUACAGGCAAUGAUAGAUACUGUUGCAGACCGUGGGUGGUUAGCGAGUACGCUUACAAUAAUACAGUUACUUCAAAUGAUUAUUCAAGCCAGAUGGAUUGACGAACCGGCAAUAACUACAUUACCACACAUAAAUUCGGAACAUUUACAACUGUUCUCAAAAUUAUCACCAGUUCUUCCAAUGUUGUGUGAUACUACGUACAAUAAUUUUAAUUUACUUGUGCAAGCGCUUCGUGAAGAUUUCCAACUAGAAGAGAUAUAUCAGAUACAUCAAGCAAUAAGAGAAAUGCCAAUACUCUGCAUUGAUUUAAGUUUAGCAGGUUAUGAGUUCGCUGAUGUUAAACCAAAGUCUAUUCCAUUACAAUCUAAUACUUUUAAUUGUAUAAACGUUCAUAAAGAUCAAGAUUAUAUAUUACACGUUGGAAUGAAAAGAAAAAACAAAUCCAAUAAUUUAAAAGCACACUGCCCGAUGUUUCAGAAAGGAAAGGACGAAGGUUGGUUUAUAGUUUUAGGUAGUACUUAUGAUAAAGAAUUAUUGGCUCUGAAACGAAUAUGUGGAAUAAACACAGAACGAAGAUGUCAUCAAUUACAAUUUACAGCGCCAUCAGAAUUAGGAAAAACAUUAUUGACAUUCUACUUAAUGUCCGAUUGCUACAUAGGAUUAGAUCAACAGUAUGAUAUACAAAUAAAUAUAGUACCCUAAUAUAACUAAAUAAAGACUGAUAAUAUAUGUGCAGGAAAAAUGUAUUUCCUUUAAAACAAUAAACACAUAUAAAAUA